Molecule: messenger RNA, 1386 nt
Organism: Purpureocillium takamizusanense
Lineage: Eukaryota; Fungi; Ascomycota; Sordariomycetes; Hypocreales; Ophiocordycipitaceae
Exons: 1
Coding region: 13-1386 (457 amino acids)
Source: RefSeq, a predicted model, not a curated record
GAUUCACCCACAAUGAGGACCGGCCUCGGUUCUGUCGUCGUGGCCCUUGCGGCAGCAGCGGCGACGGGCGUCGUCUCACCAACGCUCGCCCUUGCCGACGAUGGCCUCACGUUCGGCGGCGGCAGCGGCCACGACGACGUGCUCCGCCCGGGGUCGCCCGAAUCGGUGGGCAUGCGCUCGCGGCCGCUCCGCGACAUGGUGGCCAACCUGACGCGCUUCACCGAGACGCGCAACUGGACGUCGCACUCGUACAACCAGGUGGUGCCCAUCGAGCCGGGCGGCGUGGUGCUCGUGGCGCGCCGGGGCGUCGUCGUGAGCCACUUCGCCUUUGGCAAGAGCAGCCUCUGGGCGAGCGUCAACGGGACGCACGGCGAGCUGCUGCCGCGGCACGAGCAAGAGGACGCGAGCGUCGACACCAUCUACGACAUGGCCAGCCUGACCAAGAUGUUCACGACGGUGGCAGUCCUGCGGUGCCUCGACCGCGGCCAGGUGGGCGACCUCAACGACACCGUCGCCCGCUACCUGCCCGGGUUCGCGGCCAACGGCAAGCACGAGGUGACGCUGCUGCAGCUGCUGACGCACACGAGCGGCUUGCAGGCGGACCCUUCGCCGGGCCUGGCCGACGCGUCGACGUACCCGACACACCAGGCCAAGGUGGACGCCAUCCUGGGCCAGAAGCUGGUGAGCGAGCCCGGCACGGCGUACCUCUACUCGGACCUCAACUUCAUGACGCUCAUGCUCGUCGUGGAGGCGGCGGGCGGCAAGAAGCUCGACGCGGCCAUUGGCGACUUCACGUCGCAGCUGGGCAUGCGGCACACCUUCUUCAACCGCGGCAACGUCGAGGGCGCCGCGUUCCCCUUUUACCGCUCCAUGGCGCCGCAGGAGUUCCAGACGGCCGUCGAGGGCGACGGUCCGUCCAUCCCCAAGCGCCCUCAGCCCGUGCGCGGGACCGUCCACGACGAGAACGCCUGGGCGCUCGACGGCGUGUCGGGCCACGCGGGCCUCUUCUCGACGGCCGCCGACACGGCGCGCCUCUGCCAGAUGCUGCUCAACAACGGCACCUACGGCGGGCGCCGCGUGCUCUCGCGCCGGGCCGUGGACCUCGUCUUCACCAACUUGCUCGGCUACCUGGGCGAGGACCACGGCGUCGGCUUCGAGCUCAACCAGUACUACACGGCCGGGCCCAUGGCCAACAUGCUCGCCGCCAGCCACACGGGCUUCACGGGCACCUCGCUCGUCGUCGACCGCGCCUCGGGCACGCUGUUUGUGCACCUCGCCAACCGCGUCCACCCGUCGCGCGGCUGGGCGAGCAACAACAUUGUGCGCGAGACGCUGGGCGCGUGGGUGGCUACGUCUCUGGGGAGGGACGUCGAGUUUCCGCUGUGA